Talpa occidentalis (Iberian mole) is the source of this 3430-nucleotide messenger RNA. RefSeq names its product interactor of HORMAD1 1 (gene IHO1). Gene Ontology annotation, biological process: DNA recombination; homologous chromosome pairing at meiosis; meiotic DNA double-strand break formation. Bases 870 to 2609 code for a protein of 579 amino acids. The transcript is spliced from 9 exons. NCBI's taxonomy places the organism in Eukaryota, Metazoa, Chordata, Mammalia, Eulipotyphla, Talpidae. Gene Ontology annotation, cellular component: condensed nuclear chromosome. The record is from RefSeq and is a predicted model, not a curated record.
GAGACCUUCGGAACCGUUUGACUGGGACUUGGAGUUUUGUGAGACUCUGAGUUCUUCGUUUGAGCCUCACCUUGGAGUACGCAGCCGCCCUUUCUUCCCUAUGACUGAAGGCCGCUCUGGCGCUUCAGAGAGACGUCUGUGGCCAUCCUUAGUUGUUUUUGUCAGACAUUCAGGGGCCUCAGCCUCCCAUUCAGUCCCAGCUGGGGACAGACAAGGCCCGGAAGCCCGGGUGAACAGGAAGCCCACUUUGAUGAUUUUUACGAAAAGUCCCUAAGAGGCCCUAGGAAGGACAUUGGAGUGAUGUAGUCUGGGAGCCCAGAGUGUGUCUCCUGGAUGGAGAGGGUGAAAAUGAACGAGGAGGCUGUAUGAGUUUGAGGAGGGCCUGGUCAAAGCCAGAGAGGCCGCGAAGUCUGAUGGACAGAUCAGCUUUUUCUGUGCCUACUGGAGGAACAGGAUGGGCGCUCAGAAGGCCUCCUACCAUGAGGUUGAAGACAGGGUGGGGUGGAGGGGCUCUGCCCUUCAGGGCACCCUCUUCCGCUUGCCGAUGCCUAUGGCCAGGACCCUGUGGAAACAGCUGCGAGCCGGCUCACACUCAACCUAGGAAUGGGAAAUGAGGGGGGAGGGAACCCUGCCCUUGAAAGCUUUCAGUAUGUGCACUUAAGUUCGCUUGCCUUAGAAUGACCAGUGUCCUGUCUGAGAAUGAUUACCUCUUUAUUGCUAGUGUCCCUGUGCCAAGAAGCCCUUGGAUUUCUGCUCUCUGGGAACUUAAGCCUCUAAAGGUCUAUAUUGGGACAGUAGUGUUUGAUCAGUUAUAGCUACAUAUGUGUGGGAGUCCUUUUCUGAUGCCCUCAAUGGGUUAACCAUAAGAAAUGAAUUUUAAUGUUUGGAAUAUCAAAGAGAUGCUUAGUAUUCCCUCAGGCUCUAGCACUACUAAGUCAUCUAACUGGAAUAAUAAUCAGACUGAUUACUCCAGCCUCAGUGAUUCUCAGUUCCUCUUUGGAUCCCAGUUCUGUCCAGAAAAUUCAGAGACCCUCUCAGCACCACUGGAUUUUGGUAUCCACUUGAGACAUCCGAAACUAUCACAACAAAAUUCUCUGGAUAGUGAACCUAGUAUUUUCACAAAGUACCAGACAAAACCACAGCUGUUUGGAGGAGAUACGAAAGAUGGAGGCUUAUUUCCUCUUCCUUCAUCAGUUGGAAAAUCAAAAGGUCUCUUGGAACAGUUUGAGGAGAAAAAACAAAGGACAAAAGACAAAUGUGACAGUGAUACUCUGUACAAUUUCAUUUCCCAUGUCAGAGAGAGCAUUAAUAGAUUGCAGACAUCUGUGGAAAAGUCUGAGGAAUAUCUCAGUUCAAGAAGUCAAUCUAUUUUGGAUUCUUUGGAGACUGUGGCCAAGACAAUGCGAGAAACUGCACAGGCCCAGAGUGAUCUAGUAUUGGAAGCAAUGCAGGACAAAGGCAAGGUGGAACAGGCACUCCUUGAGAUGCAGAAGAGAUCUGAAGCUAGACAAGCAGAGUUUAUAGAAAUGAAGUCCAACUUGAAGCACCUUGAAGUUUUAGUUGCCCAGCAGAGUAAGGACUUUCAGCAGCUGUGUGAACAGCUGGGCCAACUGAAGGUGCCCAAUAUUCUAGCAGAGCUAAAGAAAUUGAUCUCACUUCCUGGGGUACCCAGGCAUGUAAAAGACAACACUUCCCAGACCUCACCACCUUUGGCCCAGAGCUUCAGUUUUACUAGGGAGGAAAAAUAUGCCUCUCAUGAAACAGUUAUGUGGCAGGGCCAAGGCCCCCCUGCUGCAAAGAAUCUUACUGUGGGCUCUCUGUGGCCUGGGAAAUAUGGUGUCUGUGGUGAGGGAACUAAGAGUGAUGCUCUCCAAGAAGAGGCUGCGCUGCUGGCAGCUGGAACCAGUACAAGAAACAGGCAAGUAGAGGACAAGGCUGUGCAGACAAACUGCAAGAAUUGGGCUAGUAGUGAAACAAGCUCCCAGAGCCAUGGCUCUGGCAUCCUUGGUCACAAGGUUCCUGGUAAUGGGGACCUGGUUUCCCAAGGAGCCUCAGAGCUUUUAUCCCUAGAUUUUUCAACCAGCAUUCAGAACACUUGUCAAAAACAUCACACCAAAGGCAUGUUUUCAUGUGACCCUUGUGAACAAAUGUUGGUCACUGAACAGAAAGGCAGAACUGUAGAAAGAAGGGGGAGAAGCAAGAAGCAGCAGCCCAGGAAAGCCCAUAGAGGUAGGCUCCUAGCCAGGAAACAGCAAACGCCAAGUAACACCUGUGCUGUCAAUUCUAAAUAUCCUCAACUUCCAGUUUCUGGCCCUAAAAGGCCCCCUCAGAAGCAGCCACUGCACCUGUGGGAUCCAAGGAGCCCCACAAAAUCAGUGUCUCCUGCUCUGGGAGGAACAGUCUUGCCCAAUAAGAUAGCAACGGCAGCAGAAGGGAGCCUCUUGCUGUUCAACAGGUUCUCUUCCCAAAACAACAGUUCCCAAGAGGACCACCAGAUUAGCUGGUUCAGUGACCUCAACCUUGGAAGUUCAGAGACUCCUCUAUGCAAGGACCCGGGGAAGAAUCUGCUCUAUGACCUGGGCUUUGAUAGUAGUGAUGAUGGUUUCUGACCGGCCCUCAGAGACUUCAGCUGAUGCCUUAUAGGUCUCAGCCAGAAAGAUAAAUUAUAGAACACUUGGACUGGCCAACUGUAGAGAGUCCUGGAAAACUGCUUGGGGUCCUCAGGGUCAGAGGCCAAGGGGGUCACGACAGGGGUGGGGGUAGAUUUGGCAGUUUAUGUACCAGGUGCUAGCAGCCCCUGACAAGCAUAAGGGAAAGUAUAUCCUUAUUUAUUAGAAUGAAUAGUGAUGAGAACUAGGGCAGCCUCCUGGUUGUGGGGCAUCAGGAGGGUGCGGUGUUUGGUGAAAGGAGGGCUGACUUCCAUAUGUUGAGUAGCAGAAGGGCUCUCAUAAAACUGUUGCUGUGGCAGCAUGACUCCCAAACACAAUUUUUUGUCUUCAAAAUAUUCCCUAUACCUAAACUUCCAGAUCUCUUUUCUUAUUUUCAUCCACUUUGCCACCAGAGCUUUUGCAUUUUUUUUGGUUAUUGGACAUAUUACAGGACACACUAGGUCAGUCUUGUUGUGAGCAGAGACACAGAGCUGUCAGUGGAGUCCAUGGAGGCAGUUAGGGCUGCCAGACAAAUACCCAGAGCAUCACAGUUCCCAGGCUACUGAUUCCACUUUCCUUCCUGUCUGCUUUACCUUUGUCCUAUCUUUCAACCACUCUCUUCAAGCAAAUGAGACUUCGGUAGAAUCUGCGCCAUUUCUGGAGAGCAAGGGAAUUAUAUCAGCCUUUGGCUUUCCAUUUAUAUCUUGCUGAAGUUUUAAAAUUUUUGCAAUACAGAUGUAUUUCUUUAAUAAUAACAAAUCAAAAAUAAAGAUGAAACUGUU